This is a messenger RNA of Xenopus tropicalis (tropical clawed frog), 4714 nucleotides long. RefSeq names its product rhomboid 5 homolog 2 (gene rhbdf2). NCBI's taxonomy places the organism in Eukaryota, Metazoa, Chordata, Amphibia, Anura, Pipidae. Gene Ontology annotation, cellular component: endoplasmic reticulum membrane; membrane; cytoplasm. The record is from RefSeq and is marked provisional.
GGAUUGCAAGUUUUGUUUUUAAUCUUGUUGCUAUGUUCCCACUGACACUAGCAACCUGACAGUGAUUCAAGGACAGAGCGGAAGAUGAAUAGCAGAGGGGACAAACAGAACAAGUUCCACGAUGACUUACCGGUUUUUCAGGGAAGUAAAUAGUGGCUGCGCCAAUAAAUGGCGGUUUGUCCAGGAUUGGUUCUAGAUACACUCGGAUUCUUCCCUUGAACUGCCGGAGAGAAAAUGGAAUUCAAUUACUAAUUGCAGGAUAGAAAAGAAUGCAAUUCAAUUUAGCAUUAAUAGCCCUGCAGAUAUGGCGUCCCUUAAGAAGAAUGGAAGCAGCUCUCGCUUACAGGACCGGAAGCCACCCAACCUCUCCAUUACCAUCCCCCCUGUGGAAGGCGAGCGAGACCCCAAAUUAAUGCAGCCUCUCACCAAGCCGGUGUUCCAGAAGAGCGUCAGCCUGCAAGAGCCACGGGGCCACGUGGCAGAGGGGGGCACUGCGGAUGUGAGACCAGGCUUCAAAAGGCAGACAUCUCUUUCUCAGAGCAUCAAAAGGGGAACAGCUCAGUGGUUCGGCGUGAGCAAUGACUGGGAAGGGAAGAGGCAGCAGUGGCAGAGGAAGAGCCUCCACCAUUGUAGCCUCCGCUAUGGAAAACUCAAACCCCAGUACCAGAGGGACAUUGAGCUUCCAAGCCAGGAGACUCCCUCUUUCCAGGCUACUGAGUCACCAGCUACACACCGCCUACCCAAGAUAGUGGACCCAUUGGCAAGGGGUAGACCAUUUCGUCAUCCCGAUGAGGUAGACAGGCCGCGGACCCCCCAUGUGGGCUUGCCCCCACAGACCCCUGGGAUGUUAUCACUAGCUUCCUUCACCAGCGUGCGCUCAGGUUACAGCCGCUUCCCUCGGCGCAAGAGAGAGAGUGUGGCCCACAUGAGCUUCCGUGCAGCAGCUGCCCUGAUUAAGGGCCGUCCCAUUUUGGAUACCCCACACAGCCGGAAGGCAGGCCAGAAGAGAAGCUUUAUCUACCCCAGCUUUAUGGAUGAGGACACGGUAGAUGCUGCAGAAACUCUGGACUCUUCCUUCUUUAGUAAGGUGGAUAUGCACGAUGAGACCUUCUCAAUGCCAGAUGACGUCUUUGACUCUCCCCCUAUGUCUGCCUCCUAUUUUCGGGCUCCGUUACCAAUUCCGGAAUUGAUGCCUGGAGCAGCUAUAGAAGCAGCGAAAGAGCCUGUGAAGUCUGUUCAGGUUUAUACCCCCGACCAUCGAAGGGGUAAGCGUAUUGCCUCCCAAGUAAAACACUUUGCAUUUGACCGCAAAAAACGCCUCUAUGGCCUGGGGGUGGUGGGGAGCUGGCUAAACCGAACAUACAGGCGGAGCAUCAGCAGCACUGUGCAGAGCCAACUGGAGCACUUCAACAGCCACAGGCCUUAUUUUGCAUAUUGGAUCACCUUUGUCCACAUCCUUAUCACCAUCCUUGCCAUCGCUACGUAUGGCAUUGCACCGAUAGGCUUUGCUCAGCACACCACCAGCGAACUGGUGCUCAGGAAUAAAGGUGUUUAUGAAAGUGUGAAAUAUAUCCAACAGGAGAACUUCUGGAUCGGGCCGAGCUCAAUUGCUCUGAUCCACCUCGGUGCCAAGUUCUCCCCUUGCAUAAGGUACGAUGAGCAAAUAAAGAACCUUAUAGAAAAGCAACAUGGCCUUGAGCGGGAGUCCGGCUGUUGCAUUCAGAACGAUAAGUCCGGCUGCGUACAGACACACAGGAAGGACUGUUCGGAAACCCUAGCCACGUUUAUUAAGUGGCCGGAACAUGAUGCCCCUGUGCUGGAUGAAGUCACUGGGAUGAAGAGGACAUCGGGGGCCGUUUGUCACCAGGACCCACGAACCUGUGAAGAGCCUGCUUCCAUACAACCUCAUGUGUGGGCUGAUGACAUCACUAAGUGGCCGAUUUGCACUUACCAAGCCAUGAACAAUCACACAGGGAUCAGGCACAUGGACUGUGAAAUCAAAGGGCGGCCAUGUUGUAUUGGCACUAAGGGCAGCUGUGAGAUAACUACACGGGAAUACUGCACCUUCAUGCACGGCUAUUUCCAUGAGGAGGCCACGCUCUGCUCGCAGGUCCACUGUCUGGAUGAGGUUUGCGGGUUGCUGCCAUUUUUAAAUCCGGAAUAUCCUGAUCAGUUUUACCGACUCUGGCUCUCCUUGUUCCUUCACGCUGGGGUAAUUCACUGCUGUGUGUCGGUAGUCUUCCAAAUGACAGUCCUGCGUGACCUGGAGAAGCUAGCGGGCUGGCUGCGGAUCUCCAUCAUCUACAUACUGAGCGGCAUCACUGGGAACCUCGCCAGUGCGUUGUUUUUGCCUUACAGGGCAGAGGUUGGGCCGGCAGGUUCGCAGUUUGGCCUCCUGGCCUGCCUGUUUGUGGAGCUGUUUCAGAGCUGGCAGAUUCUGGCCAAACCAUGGAAGGCCUUCCUCAAGCUCUUGGGUAUUGUCCUCUUUCUCUUCCUAUUCGGACUCCUGCCCUGGAUAGACAACAUUGCCCACAUCUUCGGCUUUCUCAGCGGGCUGCUCCUCUCCUUCUCCUUCCUGCCGUACAUCACCUUUGGCACGGCGGAUAAGUUCCGCAAGCGCGCCAUGAUCAUCAUUUCCCUGCUGGUCUUCGUCGGACUCUUUGCCUCUCUGGUUAUCUGGCUCUACGUCUAUCCUAUCAACUGGGCCUGGAUCGAGUACCUCACCUGCCUGCCUUUCACCAACAAGUUCUGUGAGAAGUACGACAUCGAUCAAGUGCUCCACUGAGCCUUCCUGCCCUCGAGGGACUGGAGGAACAUCCUACAAAGCUCAGCGGCACCAACCCUAGCUGAGAGGGGUGAUACGAUAGGCCAUGUUGGGCCUUGUGGGCACCAGUAGAUACCUGCCAGAGAAUUUCAGGAUCUGAUUUAAUGUAUCCCUCCUCCUAAGACGUUUAAAGGGGACAUGAGAUCUGUCGUUAAGGGGUCUCCCUAUACUGUGACACUCAGGAAUAACCUCCGGCCUCGAGAGAACCCUUUGUGCUGGUACGGAACUCUGGGAGGGUCAGAGCGAGACCGCCGAGCGGUUAGUAGGAAUAUAUUGUACAUUUACUCAUUGCCUCUCUGCCACCUCAGCCAGCCCCUUGGCACUGUGCCCUUCGGGGGAAAUGGGGUACAAAGAGGUAAGCCAGCACCGAUGUUUACAAAGCGUCUCUGAUCUUAACACUAGUAUAUAAACGUACCACCGGCCUAAACUGAUCCACUUUAUUGUGCACAGAACUCAGAGGAUACAGAACCAACAGAACCAUAUCAGCACAUAUCAGGCCCACUAUAGGCAUUAUUCAUUCAUUGCCUUUAUCUGCUGGUGCUGAUACAACCUCUGGUUCCGUCCACUUACUCCUACUGGGGUCUGCCCUCUUUAACUGGGGGGGUCCAAAUAGUGGGGGCAGCACUAGGGCCACGUACAUUGACAGUGCCAAGUGGAGCAGCACUUAUAGUACCAGCUGGAAUAAUUGCCAUAGGGGCAAGAUUGUGACUGCAUAUCACUGUUGCCCAACAUGUGGCCUUUCAGAACCCAACUCUAGCCAAAGGGUGGGAGUUGUAGUCCAACGACUUCCAAAGUGCCAUAGGUUGGAUAGUGACCUUUUUUAACUUAAUUAAAAAACUCUGGGUGCUAUUAACCUAAUACAGAGAAUAGUGCCCGAUCCUUGUUCAAGGGGGUACUAUGAUGCUUUAUUUCCCAGUUUUAACCCUUUACUCAGAAGAGAAGACAUUCAUUUAUUACACAGGGCACCUAAUGCUUACCAAAGCCUAUUUAGCAAGCUUCCCAGGCUCCCUUUCUUUCACCAGGGCAUUUAGGCAAAGUGCUCUCUGUAUAGUAUAAAGAGCCAUUAAUGUGAUUGGUGUAACCAUUAGUUACAGAACCAAUAUGGCUGCUUGGGAAAAAAACUACUGCCUCCUUGUCAUAAAGGAAAACCAAACAAUUUUAUAUACCCCCAUUGUGUUUAAUAAGCACUUGGUUAAGGAAUGGGAUGACCUGAUUGGCACAGAUUUGGACUAUGGGGCCCUUUCUAAAGCUGUGUGGGUUUAGAUGUCCUUUUAUUCCCAUAAUAGGGUUAAAGCUUGGGCAAUAAAUUCAAAUAUCAAUAAUCCUUUCUGUUUAAAUGAUACCCCAGAUGCACCCCGACCCCCAACCAUAAUCUGUAGUGAAACAUGGGGCCGGGUUGGUUCUAGCCCACGCAGGGUGGGGGUUACCGAACACAAAUCAUCUCGCGGAUCCGUGGAACAAAGGGCUGUAGUUGUACGAUGUGUAAAAUAGUGAUAGAAUAUUUACAUUUUAUUGCCAACUUUUGGCUAAGAAAAUACUGUUUUUUUUAAAAAAGAAAAUGGCGACCCUUUUGCUGCGCAAUGGGGUCCCCUGCGGCACUACGCCGGCCUCUUUGUACGCGGCCAUGAUGUCACGCAGAGAUCAACUGGAUCCUGGGCUUUUUGCUAAAUGUUUCUAUUUAAUUUAUUAUUUAAUUAGUGAGGCUGGCGAUUGGCACAAGUAAGGUGCCGCCCAGUGGGUGCCUCGCUUUUUGUAGGAAAAGGUGGUAGCAGUGGGGGGGCAAUCUUUUGUACCAUAGAGACGGCUGUGGGGGGGGAAUGUUUUUGUAUCUGAAAUUGGUUGAUUCCAGGAGACCGGAACAGAUUGUGAAAUAAAGACAUUUGGCUACCA